Agrilus planipennis (emerald ash borer) is the source of this 1003-nucleotide messenger RNA. RefSeq names its product negative elongation factor E (gene Nelf-E). Gene Ontology annotation, cellular component: NELF complex. Lineage: Eukaryota; Metazoa; Arthropoda; Insecta; Coleoptera; Buprestidae. The record is from RefSeq and is a predicted model, not a curated record. Gene Ontology annotation, molecular function: RNA binding. The transcript is spliced from 6 exons. Bases 105 to 920 code for a protein of 271 amino acids. Gene Ontology annotation, biological process: negative regulation of transcription elongation by RNA polymerase II.
AGCUUCAACUGUCAGAUCAUAUGGUUUUAAGGUUAUAUUAUUGUUUUUAAAAAAGAAUAAGUUGAAUAAUUUGUUAAUAUUUAGUUGUAUAAGUAACUUAUACCAUGGUGUACAUACAUUUUCCUGCUAAUUUUACUGAAGAAGAGCUUAUGCUUCAAGCAAAGUAUCAGAAACUGAAGAAAAAGAAAAAGGCUUUACAAGCAUUAAAAGCACCUAAACCAGAACCAGAAAAGCCUAUAUUACCUAAACGCCCUGCAGAAGCUAGAGAUGCCAGGGAAGUUGCAAAGAAAUUGAUAAAAUCUGGAGCCAUUAGUGCGAUACAGAAGGUUGAGAAAAGACCAGAACAGGCUUAUAAGAGACCAAGAGGAUUGGAAAGGAAACUUAUAUCUGAAAAAACAGUGAGUGGUUAUCAGCCAUUCUCAGCUGUCCAAGCCGACGAUGGUCCUGACAAUCCAGGGAAUCAACCACCCAGGAUUAAAAAUUUGUAUGACACUUUUGCAAACCAGAGAGACCGAGAAGAGAGGGGUUUAAGCGAGAAGCAACAAAGAGAAAAGGCUGAUAAGCCUAGACAAGGAAACACAAUUUACGUUUCUGGAUAUAAAAUUACCGAAGAAUUUCUCAAAAAACAUUUUGCUACAGUUGGAAAUAUUGUUAAUAUUUCAAUGGAAAUAGAAAAACAUCGUGGAUUUGUCACUUUUGAUAAGGUGGAGUGUGCAGAAAGAGCUAUUGCAGAGAUGGAUGGCAGUAUGGUAUCCGGUAUACAACUAAAAGUUUCUUUAGCUAGAAGACAACCUCAAAUAGAGCCCAUAAAUGAUGUCACUUCAUCAUCAACUUGGUCUACAUUGGCUGCAAGUCAUUCCCAAAAAGGAAGUCACAAGGAUAAAAGGGAUUUGGUCUCUUAUGAUGAUAUGCUUGAUUAAUUAAUGUAAUUUAUGAUGUUAAAGUAUUGACGUGUAUUUUAAGGAAUGUAAUAUUUAUAUUCAAUAAAAUCAAAUAAAAUAUA